AGGACAAUAGUUACUGGUUGGCGACGAAAGUUAGAGAACCGGGACGUCUUCAAAAUUCGUCGCGAGGACAGCAGCUUCCAAAUCAACCCCAUCUUCCAACAAAAUUGGAAGCAGGCGAUACGUAGAGGGGCCCAGCAGAAAGCUAACAACAACAAAAAUGACGUCAACAACACCAAAGAUACUAAAAAUAAAAAGGAUGAAGAUGUAGGGCCCAGAGCCUCGUUGUUCGGGGCCAUGGGCCGCACCUUCUGGCUGCCCUUCGUAAAGGGGGGACUCUUUAUGUUCUUUUACGAUUGUAUUAUCUUCAUCAACCCUUUCCUACUCAAUGCCCUUUUGAACUUUGUGAGCCAAGUCGGGGACCCAGAAACGAAGCAGACCUGGCACGGCUUCAUCUUCGCAUUCGGCAUGUUGUUCGCUUCCUUGUUCGGCGUUCUCUGCAUGCACCACCAUUUCAACUUUACCUACACCGUCGGCCUGAGACUGAGAACGGCCUUGACCUCUGCUAUUUAUAGAAAGUCCCUCACCAUUUCACAAAACGCCCGGCGUUCGGCCACAGUCGGCGAGAUCGUCAACCUCAUGUCGGUGGACGUGCAAAAAGUGGCCGACGCCUGCUCCUUUGUCCACUACUCGUGGUCGUCGCCACUCAUUUUUGUGGUCACUGUUUAUCUUUUGUGGGGUCUUCUAGGGCCCUCCACAAUGGCGGGCAUAGGGUUCAUGUUGGUGGUCCUCCCCAUUAACUCUAUGGUACUGGCUAAGUUGAUUAGAGAAUACCACGUGAUACAAAUGUUAUUGAAAGACGCCAGACUCAAGCUGAUGAAUCAGAUUUUAACUGGCAUAAAAAUUCUAAAAUUGUACGCUUGGGAGCCUUACUUUGCGUCAAAAAUUCUCGAAAUUCGAAAUAAUGAGUUGAAAAAUUUGAGGAAAAGUCAGACGGUCGGGGCCAUUACGUACGUUCUCUGGUUCUGUAAUUCAUUUCUGGUUACCUUGUUCUGCUUCACGGCUUACGUGGCCUUUGUCAGUCUCUCCCUCAUCAUGUUACUCAACAUGCCACUCACCAUCCUUCCACCUGCGAUUAUGAUGAUGGUUCAGGCAUUUGUGUCAGGAAAACGAAUUGAAAAAUUUUUACUACUUCAAGAUAUCGAUGAACAGAAUGUUACACAUAAAGAAGAUAAAGAGUUCGCUGUAGAGAUAAAAGAUGGGAGUUUCUCAUGGGGCGAUGAAACGCUGAAACCAACUUUGAACAACAUAAACAUGAAAGUCAAGCACGGACAACUGGUGGCCAUUGUCGGCCCUGUUGGCUCCGGAAAAUCUACCCUCCUCUCGGCAAUCCUUGGCGAGACCCAAAAACUAUCCGGAUCUGUGAAUGUCAACGAAAAAAUGGCCUACGUAGCCCAGCAAGCCUGGAUUCAAAACCUCACUCUCAGAGAUAAUAUUCUAUUCAGCGAGCGCUACGACCAGGCAAGGUACGAUGACGUCAUCGAGGGAUGUGCCCUCAAGCCCGAUUUGUCGGUUCUGCCCGCGGGGGACCUCACUGAAAUUGGAGAAAGGGGCAUAAAUUUGAGUGGAGGUCAAAAGCAGAGAAUUAGCCUAGCAAGGGCGGUCUAUCACGAUGCCGACCUCAUGUUGCUUGAUGACACCCUGAGUGCGGUUGAUGCACACGUCAGCAAGCACAUUUUCGAGAAAGUUCUAGGUCCAAAUGGUCUUCUGAAGAAUAAGACGCGAAUCCUAGUAACAAAUAAUGUGACUCUGCUGCCACAAGUCGAUCGGAUUUUCGUCAUCAGCGAGGGGACGAUAGGCGAGCAGGGCAGCUUCGAGGAGCUUCUCUCGCGUGACGGCAGUUUCGCCGAAUUUCUGCGCACCUACAUGACGGACUUGGAAGAGGCAGAUGACGUUGAUGAAGAACGUCAGUUUCAGCAAGAACUGAUGAAACUACACGAAAAACUGGCAACGAGCACCUCAUCCAUUCCCAACUCUCCCGCGGUAGCCACCCCAAUCAAGGGCGACCCCAUCGCGAGUAGCGGGGGCGAAGACGCCGUCAGCCACUCGGAAGUUUUCUCGUAUCAGAGCGACAGCUGGCGUCGGCCACGAAAACGACAUCUGACGAGCGAACUUACUGACAAGUUGAUCCAGGAGGAGACAGUCGAAGAAGGAGCGGUAAAGUUAUCCGUCCUAAGGGCCUACAUAACUUCGGCUCCAGCUAUGUACCCGAUUGUCUUGGUCAUCUCCUUCGUAUUUUUUGUGAUCUUCAACUGUUGCACCAACAUCUGGUUGAGCAAAUGGUCGAACGAUCCGGUCAUAAAUGGGACUCAGGAUAGGGAGUUGACGAAAGUCCGGCUGGGAGUCUAUGCGGCCCUCGGCGGUGGGCAGACUAUCGCAGUAAUUGGAGUCAUAUGGGCGAUCAUAUUUGGCUGUAUGGAAGCCACUAGGACACUGCAUUCUAAACUCCUUCAAAAUAUAGUUAGAUGUAAAAUGUCUUUCUUUGACACGGUACCUCUGGGACGCAUACUAAACAGAUUCUCUAAAGACAUAGACGUGUUGGAUGUGAGCAUACCCCAGUUCUCUCAAAGUCUUCUGACGACUCUGUGCCCCCUGGUCUCGACAAUUAUCAUCAUCUCCUAUACUAGUCCAUACUUCAUUGCCGUCGUCAUACCUCUCUUGAUUAUAUUCAGCGCUUUGCAGCGUGUCUACGUAGCGUGCGGUCGGCAGAUCAAGCGAUUGGACUCAAUCCGUAAGUCGCCAAUGUACGCCAAUUUCAGCGAAACCCUCUCCGGAUCGACAACGAUCCGUGCCUACCGACAUCAGGAUCGUUUUGUCUCCCAGUCCGACUUCCUUCUUGAUGAGAGCCAGAGGGUUUGGUUCCAGGUCUUUAGCUCCAACAGAUGGAUAGGUAUAUAUUCAGAAUUCAUAGCGGACUUGAUGAUAUUCUUCACGGCUCUCUUCGCCAUACUACAGCGAGACACACUCGACCCAGGAUUAAUCGGUCUAUCUCUGUCUUUUGCUUUCCAGAUCAACAUGAGUAUAACAAUGACAGUACGAUGCACAUGUGAACUCGAGACGUACAUCGUUGCAGCCGAACGCAUUAAAGAAUACUCUGAUGUUGAAAAUGAGGCCCCAUGGCUAAUUGAAACUCAUAGGGCCCCAGAAGACUGGCCGUCAGAUGGGGUGGUCCAACUUAAGGGGUACAGUACCAGAUACCGUGAUGGGCUUGAUAUGGUCUUGAAAGAUAUCACCAUCGAUAUAAAGCCACAAGAAAAGGUGGGCAUCGUGGGGCGCACCGGGGCCGGAAAAUCCUCCCUCACUUUGGCCCUCUUCCGGUUAAUAGAGCCAGUCACUGGGUCCAUUUGUAUUGACGGAUUGAACGUCAGCGAAGUUGGAUUGCAUGACGUCAGGAAGAAACUAACGGUCAUACCUCAGGACCCAGUAUUAUUCUCCGGGACCCUCCGAUUCAACUUGGACCCGGCAAGUAAUUUCAGUGACCCCGAAAUAUGGCUAGCCCUGGAACAGGCCCAUUUAAAAACAUUCGUCUGCAGCCUUCCCAAUAAAAUUGACCAUGAAUGUGGUGAGGAUGGCUCUAAUCUAAGCGUCGGUCAACGUCAGUUGCUCUGCUUGGCCAGGGCGUUGCUCCGGAAAUCGAAAGUUCUCGUACUGGACGAAGCAACAGCGGCCAUUGACCUUGAAACGGAUGACCUCAUUCAGUCGACGAUAAGGUCAGAGUUCAAAUCAUGUACCGUGCUGACAAUCGCACACCGCGUCAACACUAUCAUUGAUUAUGAUAGAAUUUUAGUCCUUGACAAAGGUCAAGUUAGCGAGUUCGCCCCACCUCAGCAAUUACUGCAAGAUCCCAACUCCAUGUUCUAUGCCCUCGCUAAAGACGCCGGCCUGGUCUGAAUGGAGUUUUCUUAUCAGUCCAUUCUUUCAUUCAUUCUAUUAUUCAUCCUUCUAUGUAUUCAUUUAUUCAUUCAUCCAUUCAUUCAUUCAUUCAUUCAUUCAUUC
This is a messenger RNA of Helobdella robusta, 3993 nucleotides long. RefSeq lists its product as hypothetical. The coding region runs from base 235 to 3888 and encodes 1217 amino acids. The transcript is spliced from 29 exons. Gene Ontology annotation, cellular component: membrane. Lineage: Eukaryota; Metazoa; Annelida; Clitellata; Rhynchobdellida; Glossiphoniidae. Gene Ontology annotation, molecular function: ATP binding; ATP hydrolysis activity; ABC-type transporter activity. The record is from RefSeq and is a predicted model, not a curated record. Gene Ontology annotation, biological process: transmembrane transport.